AUGCUCAACUGCAUCGACAACUCUGGCGCCGCCAUUGUUGAAUGCGCCAUGGUCAUCGGCCAGAAGAGACACGCCUCGAUCGGCGACCGGAUCGUGGUGGUCGUGCAGAAGCAAAGAGAUGCGGGAGCUGCCGGCAUGGCCGCCGCCUCGGGUGCCAAGGUCAAGCGUGGUGAUAUCAGACAUGCCGUCGUCGUGCGGACGAAGCAAAAGGUCACCCGGAGAGACGGAAGCUGCAUCAAGUUCGACGACAACGCCUGCGUUUUGAUCAACAAGUCUGGCGACCCUAUCGGAUCCCGUAUCAACGGCGUCGUGGGCAUGGAGUUGCGCAAGAAGAAGUGGAGCAGAAUCCUCAGCAUGGCCCCCUCGCAGGCAUAA
This is a messenger RNA of Podospora anserina S mat+, 375 nucleotides long. RefSeq lists its product as uncharacterized. Gene Ontology annotation, biological process: translation. Gene Ontology annotation, molecular function: large ribosomal subunit rRNA binding; structural constituent of ribosome. The transcript has 2 exons. The record is from RefSeq and is a predicted model, not a curated record. The coding region runs from base 1 to 375 and encodes 124 amino acids. NCBI's taxonomy places the organism in Eukaryota, Fungi, Ascomycota, Sordariomycetes, Sordariales, Podosporaceae. Gene Ontology annotation, cellular component: mitochondrial large ribosomal subunit; ribosome.